UCUACAGGUUGCUGUUGUCGGUGUCGAAGUAAUUUGUAUGUGUUAACUAAAGGAGGUGUUUUGACUUUUGCUCUGUUUGUGUUGUUAUUAGAUGAGAACGGCUUUGCAAAAACAUUGUAAUGUCACUUUUAGUAUCUCGUCAUUUAAAUUUGAGGGAAGAACGCGUUUCGAGUGAGCAGUAGCUUGUCGAGGCGGCCUGCAGGGAAACGCUGAAGCUUAGCGUACACCGGCGGUGUGUUUAUUUAUCUCAGUAUCACCGAGCAAAAAAUGUCGCUGUGGCGUCACAUAGUUGAUAAACAGAAGGCUAGCCAUGCUAAUGGCCUGGGCGACUGUGUUUGUGCCGUUGCUAAGAGUCAACCCGCUCUGCUGGGACUGGACGAGACUCCGCCCAAACAUCCACCAGAGGAGAGAUUAUUACAGCACACUCCAGUGUCCACUGCAGCAGUGAUAAAGGAUGUUCCUUUAUCACCCCUUUGCAGUUGCGGAGCUUCAGAGUCCUCUCGUUCUCUGUUAAAGACCUCACUGCUCGAGCAGCUGCUCUCUCAAUGUCCCUGCUCUGGGAAGAAAGGGCUCAAGGUCAUCCACAACCCUUCUAAAGCCAUAAUCACUGUUGACUGUACUACAGCACAGGUGGUGGAAGUGAACAAGCAAGCCUGUAACCUCUUUGAAUACACGCGCUGUGAGAUGAUUGGGCAAGUGCUGACCUUUCUCCUGAAGACUAGUCAGAUGACUGAGGAUGUCUUGGGAGAGGAAAGCCUGGACUCUUCAGGCAACUUGCUUACUAUCUCAGGAAAAGUGGUGAAUGCUAUAAGUAAAUCAGGCAUCGAGUUCCCUGUGUCUGUUUGGACACGCUCACAAAAUCACAAAACCUGCGAACUGCUUUUGGAAAGAGUGGAGAGGAUAUCGGCCCACUUCUCCUUUUCUAAAGAGGGUGGAAUCCUCGGCUGCGACUCCACCUUUGCACAUCUCCAUGGUUACUGUGAUGCUGAAGAGUUGAUGGGGGUUGCAGUCACAUCUCUGAUGCCAACGCUUCAUGUUCCACUGCAGUGUCAAUCCAUCCCGAAGAUGAUGCGUGUGCAGAGGGUGUGUGUGCAGGGCAGGAACGACACAGAGCUGCACAUGUGUGUGCGACUGCGUGCCGCUGUAUCCUGUGUGAAGCCAUUGAGCCAGACCGGCAAAUUCCCCUGUGCUGAGUCCAGUGAAAUUUCACAUUCAGUGUUCAGUGACACAGGAGCAGUUGUUCCUGGUGAAGGCAAGUGUUCGCUCAUCCCAGAUGUGGUUUAUUCUGGGUCACUCUGGACUUUUGUUUCCUCCAGCUGCCUUUUGACACUAUACCCUAAUGGCACCAUUAACAGCAUCAACAGCAUCUAUUGUCCUCUGCUGGUGGGAUAUAGCAUGACUGAGCUUGUAGGCAAGAUGAUCACCUUCCUGAUUCCAGCCUUUUACGAGGCUAUGUGUUCCUUCGACAGAAGCCACAGUCUGGUAUCUUAUCACGAAGACAGUUCAGCAUCUAAUUCUUCUAGUAACCACUCGGACUCCACCAGGUGUUCUGAUGAAGGUGAAGGCAGUGUUUUAAACCCCUCUGCUUGUGCUAUCUCAGAAAAGGGGAAUCAAGAAACAUGUAGUCCGAUGAUUUUGCUGGCCAAAGACAGUAUGUUGGUGAAAAAGAAACGAGGUGCUGCAAAUGGAAGGCGAGCUUUUGCUACGAUCAGGGCCAAGCAAGAGCAUCAAGCUCCUUCUGCUAUUACUGUUCCUGCAAUCUUGCCCAUGCCCCCAAACAGUUUGGAGGACACUACAGAACUGUGCAAGGAGGCAGCUGCAGUAAUAGCCCAGUGUGAUGAGUCCAUUCCUGAAAAUUCUACCACAGCUCUACUGCAUACCUUCACCUUGCUUGAGUCCCAGGGAUGUUCAACCAGACUCCAGAACUCCAGCUUUGAGGUGAUCUCUCUUGGCAGUCGCUCAUCCUCUGGAUUCUGUGAAAAGUGGGCGGGUGCUGAAAAACCAGACAACACGCAACAGGAAGUAGAAUUAGAAGAUUCAAGCAGCUGCUUCCUUGACCUGGAUGCAAAUGGCGAUGCCAUUGCACUUGCCGUUGCAGGGCUGGAGUUAAGUGACUGUGACACGGCUGAGCUUCUGCGAACACCAUCGCCUUGUGUUGUGGAGUCUGAGCCUGAAACCGAACCCCCUGACCUCCCAAAGAACAAACUUGAUGAACCAGAAUGUUUGAGGACAGGUGUCGGCUCCUCACUGAAAGAACAGUCACUUUUAGGGGCAAAUAUUGAGCAGUGGAACAACGAGUUGAAAGGUUCUGAACAAUGUACUCCAUUUUCAGAGCUCUGUAAAAGUGGGAUGCUUUUAUCAAGUAACAGACCAGCAACCUCCACCCCAAAAAAGCUGUUGUCCAGUCAUGCUACAACACUCUCCCCUUUCACACUAAUGCAAGAGGGCAAGUUUCAAGCCAACUGCUAUCACAGAGAUGGAACACCUAUUGAGGUCCAGUGCGACGUGCGCAGAGCUGCUCUCUCUAAUGGUGGUGGUUUGUUCUGUGUGUGGCUGAGUGGGAGCCAUCUUUUCCUUCACCAGCAGGAGUCACUGCAGAGCAUACAAACCUCCAGAGCAGAGUCCUCCGUUGAGGAUGGCCCGGACUCCAGUCUGCGAGAGGUGAUCAGCGAAGCAGACUAUGGUAAGGGUCUGCAUUCCUUUAUGAACCUGGAGCAGUCUGGAGCAUGUGAAGGACAGUUUGAAGAAGACUACCAUCCACUGCGUCCCUUAGGAAAGGGAGCCUUUGGUGUUGUCUGGCUUGCCUCACGACGUCGUGAUGAACAGGAGGUGGUAGUGAAAUUUAUUAGGAAGGACAGUGUGGUGGAGGAGUGCUGGGUGAUGGACCCUGAGCUCGGUAAAGUCACUCAAGAAGUGGCCAUGCUCGCUCGGUUGCGUCACCCUAACAUUGUCAAGGUGUUGGAGGUGUUUGAGAAUGGGAACUUUUUCCAGAUGGUGAUGGAGAAGCAUGGAGAUGGCCUUGAUUUGUUUGAGUUCAUUGACAUGCAGCCCAGACUGGAUGAACCACUAGCCAGCUACAUCUUCAGGCAGUUGGUGUCGGCAGUCACUUACCUUCGUGGAAAAGGCAUAUUGCACAGGGACAUUAAGGAUGAAAAUAUCAUCAUAGACACGAAGUUUCAUAUCAGACUGAUCGAUUUUGGCUCUGCAACCCGGCUGGAACCAGGCAAGCUCUUCCAUGUGUUCUGCGGCACACUAGAAUACUGCUCACCUGAGGUGCUGCAAGGAAACCCGUAUAAAGGACCAGAACUGGAGAUGUGGUCUCUGGGAGUGCUUGUAUAUACGCUGCUGUUCAGCGAAAACCCCUUUUGUAGUGUAGAAGAGACUAUCCAAGCCAAACUCACCAUUCCCUGUGACAUCUCUACAGAUUUGUACAGUCUGCUGGCUGGUUUGUUGCACCGAGAGCCAACUGAGAGAAUGACUCUGGAGGAGCUUCUAGAAGAAUCGUGGAUCCGGCAGCCCAUUAACUUAGGAGAGUACAGCUGGAGUGAAGUGUUCCCCUGCAACCAUGACUCUGAGCAAACAUCCCAUGGUCCAGAUGUGCAGCAAGAGACCAGCACUCAUGAGGCUACUGAUGAGACGCCUCUCCAGGAUGAAGAUAAUGAAUUAGAGGAGGAAGAGGAUGAAGAGCAAAUGAAAACUAUGGCAGCAUUGGAGUUUGAACUCCUUAAGUAUCUAACUGAAAAGUAAAGGCCAAGGAAGCUUCAGUGCUCCUUUUGAAAUGAGACCUGCAAUGGGAAAAGGUUAAAAUGAUGAAAAGAUAAGGUGAAAUAAAUAUCACUUAUGUCCUGCUUCUCAUUCCAGUUGUUUAUGUUGAAGACUUUGGCUGCCUGAACAUUGAAUUAACUUCCAUGCUGUUCUAUGCUCCAUGGAUAAUGGCUUUUUAGCACUGGUUAUGUACAAAAUAACCGGUGCACAAAUUAAGAAAGCAUUUUAAUGUAUUGUAAUGA
Clarias gariepinus (North African catfish) is the source of this 4007-nucleotide messenger RNA. RefSeq names its product PAS domain containing serine/threonine kinase (gene pask). NCBI's taxonomy places the organism in Eukaryota, Metazoa, Chordata, Actinopteri, Siluriformes, Clariidae. The record is from RefSeq and is a predicted model, not a curated record. Gene Ontology annotation, molecular function: protein serine/threonine kinase activity; ATP binding. The transcript is spliced from 20 exons. Gene Ontology annotation, biological process: intracellular signal transduction; protein phosphorylation; negative regulation of glycogen biosynthetic process. The coding region runs from base 268 to 3747 and encodes 1159 amino acids. Gene Ontology annotation, cellular component: cytosol; cytoplasm; nucleus.